UUGAGACGGAAAAACCUUCGUUUCCGUAAUUAAUUUGUUGUAUCCAAGAAGAACAAUCAAAAUGAUGACAUACGCGAACAGCAAGCCGUUGAUAAUUGCAGUAAAUUCAUUUGUCUUAGUUGCCGGUAUUAUUUUGUUAGUUAUCUACCAUUGCGGCAAUAAAGAUGAUACACCUCAAAGUGACUAAGAAUGCACUAGGCGAACCAUUUCUAUUUGAUUAUGCAGCCAGAGCUCCUUUGUUAUGGUUCUGGUCGGGCUCGCAGUUCGGUGUGUGCCGUAACGUAAUAUGCAGCAGCAACAAUAGUUUCGGCCUCAUCAUCAUCCUGUGGAUCCAGCUCCUGCUCCUUGCCCAACUCCAGCUCCGUUCCUCCCCGGGAUCGCCCCCAGAGCCCGUGCUCAUGCCAUGCCAAGCAAACAUUGCCGUUCGGCGGCAGUCAUCGUCGCCAAAGCUGCACAUGCUAUAUGAUUAA
Drosophila biarmipes is the source of this 470-nucleotide messenger RNA. RefSeq lists its product as uncharacterized. Lineage: Eukaryota; Metazoa; Arthropoda; Insecta; Diptera; Drosophilidae. The transcript has 2 exons. The record is from RefSeq and is a predicted model, not a curated record. The coding region runs from base 165 to 470 and encodes 101 amino acids.